AUAGGGGCCCAGGACUUGUUGCAACGGCCCUGGGGACAAUGGUAUUUGAAAGUUAUUUUUAGUAUACUAUAUUAAUGUGUUUAAGCGUCGUCCUGUCUGAGUUGAAUUGGGUCUCAUCUGGUAGUCAAAGUUGACCGAAUGUAUUUUGUUUACUUUGAAUCUGAACUAAAUCCUUUGAGCAUCAACCUCGGUUAUCAAACAGACGCUCCCUUCUUCUACAUCAGAAAACUAACUGUCGGAGAAACUAGGGUAAACCAUGGAUGCAUAUAAGCAAACUGUUGGAUAUUAAAAAAGAAUGCGGGUAAACCAUGCAGGAAGUAAACAGUGCUGGAUGUGAUUUUUUGGUAAACAAUGAACAUAUAAUAAAUAUAACUUGUAUAUUACAAUCUAUGGGUUAACCAUGACAGAAGUAAACAGUUGGAUAUGACAAUUAUAAUUAAAUCACGCAAAUUAUAAUAAGUAGGCUAAACCGUUCUUUAUCAUACCACGCCCAGCGCGUCAUAUGACAGACGUCAGUGGUCAUGGCUGAAUUUCAGCCGCGCAGACGUCUGCACGAUGAGCCCAACUUGUCGAAUAAAGCCCAAACCGCUGUCAAAUCGGUCCCCGCUGACAACGCAGACGUCCUCCUCAAGCUGUUGGCUGCCGGGUUCUACGGUAUUAGUUCUUUCCUUAUUGUCGUGGUGAACAAAAGCGUCCUCACAAGUUACAGGUUCCCGUCAUCAACAUGUGUAGGGAUUGGCCAAAUGCUGGCCACUAUCGUAGUUCUCAGGUCUGCAAAGGCGCUAGGUGUCAUCAAAUUCCCAGAUAUGGACUCAACCAUACCAAACAAGAUGUUCCCCAUGCCUAUUCUCUAUGCUGGGAAUCAGAUAUCAGGCCUGUUUGGGACACAGCGAUUAAAUCUGCCCAUGUUUACGGUCUUAAGGAGGUUCGCUAUUCUGCUCACCAUGGUGUUUGAGGGACUUAUACUGAAAAAGACUUACUCCAGAUCAGUCAAGUUGACUGUAUUUACCAUGGUCUUGGGAGCGUUGGUUGCAGCCAGCUCCGAUCUAGCCUUUGAUCUCCAGGGAUACACGUUCAUUAUGCUGAACAAUCUGUUCUCGGCAGCUAGUGGCGUUUACAUGAAGCAGAAGUUGGACUCCAAGGAGCUUGGGAAGUACGGUCUACUUUACUACAAUGCACUGAUCAUGAUUUUCCCUACAUUGGCAUACGCUUUCUUUGCCGGUGACUUGCAUACGGCUAUGGAGUUUGAUGGAUGGUCCGAUGCUAUGUUUGUUCUACAGUUUCUCCUCUCCUGUAUUUUUGGUUUCAUCUUGAUGUACUCCACGGUGCUUUGCACUCAGCUCAACUCCGCCCUCACUACAUCCAUCGUAGGCUGCAUUAAAAACAUCUUUGUCACAUACAUUGGUAUGGCGGUCGGUGGAGACUACAUAUUCACCUGGACCAACUUCAUUGGCCUUCACAUUAGUAUUGCUGGAAGCCUGGUGUACUCUCACAUCAUCUUCACACGGGAGCAAUCAAAAAAUAUCUAGACCAAAGAUGCACAAUGUUCUCCAUGGAAGAAAAAGCACGACUGAAUUGUAAUUCAUAAAUAUAUCAACAUGUUUAAUGUACAGGUAAUGAUAAAUGUGAAGUGAAUAGCAAAUAAGCAUGUCGUUUUUAUAAGCCGUUAGGCCACAGCUUUUAUAUUCAUGAAUAAAUGGCAAGAGAUACAAACCCCUCACUGCGGUUUUUCCUGAUUCGCAGUCCGACUCAACAAAAAUAACAGCACAUGUUGGUCUAAAUACAGAAGUGCGUGAC
Gadus chalcogrammus (walleye pollock) is the source of this 1797-nucleotide messenger RNA. It is a transcript of the gene slc35d1b, whose product is annotated as solute carrier family 35 member D1b. Gene Ontology annotation, molecular function: GDP-fucose transmembrane transporter activity; antiporter activity. The transcript has 13 exons. The record is from RefSeq and is a predicted model, not a curated record. Lineage: Eukaryota; Metazoa; Chordata; Actinopteri; Gadiformes; Gadidae. The coding region runs from base 522 to 1529 and encodes 335 amino acids. Gene Ontology annotation, cellular component: Golgi apparatus.